CAGCGCAUACCUCGUUCUGUUAAAACAGGGCAUACAACAACAGCGGGCAACUUUCAAAAUCAAGUGUCAAGGUCAUUUUGCAGGGCUCUGGCAGUGCACCUCCUUGCACAAAGGCGGAGGUAGCGGUCCUGCUGCUGGGUUGUUGCCCUCCUACGGCCUCCUCCACGUCUCCUGAUGUACUGGCCUGUCUCCUGGUAGCGCCUCCAUGCUCUGGACCCUACGCUGACAGACACAGCAAACCUUUUUGCCACAGCUCGCAUUGAUGUGCCAUCCUGGAUGAACUGCACUACCUGAGCAACUUGUGUGUGUUGUAGACUCCGUCUCAUGAUACCACUAGAGUGAAAGCACCGCCAGCAUUCAAAAGUGACCAAAACAUCAGCCAGGAAGCAUAGGAACUGAGAAGUGACUUCCAUGUCUGAACUCAAGUCCACUGAGUCCCCGGGUUCUUACUGUGGUGUUCCAGCCCAGAAAAGCUCACAGUGGGGUCCAGAGAUGGUCUCAGUGAAGCUGGAGGACUGCAGUCAAACACUGGAACUUAAUGUGAUUGUCAAAGAGGAGGUGGAGGAGAGAGGAGUCAAAGAAGAAGAGGAGAACAGGGACGUGUCUGCUCCAGAUCUAGAGGAAGAGGAGGCAGCAGUAGAUAGUAUCACUGACCCAGGAGAGAUCUCCAACCCAGGUUCAGACAGUGAGCCCAGUUCCACAGCAUCAGGAAACCAUAAACAACACAGACGGAGGAACUCAAGACAGAAACAUCACCACUGCAUGGACUGCUUCACUAGUUUCUAUGAGCCAGAGGAGUUGAGAAGACACACUUGUAGGCCCCACUCCUGUUCUGAUUGCAGAGACAGUUUUAUUUGUCCGAUUCACCUCAAAUCACACCAACAAAGUCUAAAAAUAAAGAAGACAUACCCGUGUGGUCAAUGUGAGAAGAGAUUUCAGACGCCAAGCAGCUUGAAGUUGCACCAGCUUACUCACACAGGAAAGAAGUCGUACCACUGCUUUCAGUGUAGGAAGACUUUCGGUUGGUCAUUCAAUUUGAAGAGACACCAGAAAAUACACACAGGGGAGAAACCUUUCCACUGCUCCCAGUGUGGAAAGAGCUUCAGUCAGACAGGAGACCUAAAGAAACACCAUAGAAUACACACAGGAGAGAAGCCUUACCACUGCUCUGAGUGUGGGAAGAGCUUCAGUAUAGAAGCAAAUCUAAAGGAGCACCAGAAAAUACAUACAGGAGAGAAGCCUUUCCACUGCUCCCAAUGUGGUAAAAGCUUCAGUCGGUUAAGAGAACUAAAGAAACAUCAGAGAAUACACACUGGGGAAAAGCCAUACAUCUGUGAUCAGUGUGGGAAGAGUUUCAGUCAAACAGGAGUCCUAAAGAGACACCAGCUAACUCACACAGGAGAAAAGCCUUUCAACUGCUCCCAGUGUGGGAAGGAUUUCAGUCAGUCAUCACUUUUGAAGAGACACCAGCUAACUCACACAGGAAAGAAGCCUCACCACUGCUCUCAUUGUGGAAAAAGUUUUAAAUUGGAAGGAAGUCUUCAGAGUCACCUGAGAAUACACAAUGGAGAGAAGCCCCACCACUGCUCCCAAUGUGGGAAGGCUUUCAGUCAGGCAGUAGACCUAAAGAAACAUCAGAGAAUACACACAGGGGAGAAGUCUUUCCACUGUUCUCAGUGUGGGAAGACUUUCGGUCGGUCAUUAUUUUUGAAGCGACACCAGAGAAGACACACAGGGGAGAAGCCUUUCCACUGCUCACAAUGUGGGAAGACCUUCAGUGAAAAAGGAAAUCUAAAGCAACACCAGAGAAGACACUCAGGAGAGAAACCGUACAGCUGUGAUCAGUGUGGGAUUUGUUUUAAAUGGAAACAAAGCCUGAAGGAACAUCAGGAGGCAAAGCACAGUGCUGUGCCCAACUCUAACCUUAUAAUGGAGUUGCCAAGCUGGGCAUCUACGUAUCUAACUAAUAUUGACUGACUGACAAAAAACAUUCUGUUAAUUUCUCUGGGAUAUGUGGGAUGGUAGCGUCCCACCUAACCAACAGCCAGUGAAAUUGCAGGGCGCCAAAUUCAAAACAACAAAUCUCAAUUAAAAUUCCUCAAACAUACAAGUAUUAUACAUCAUUUUAAAGAUAAACUUCUCGUUAAUCCAGCCACAGUGUCUGAUUUCAAAAAGGAUUUACGGCGAAAGCACACCUUGCGAUUAUGUUAGGUCAGUACAUAGCCACAGAAAAACACAGCCAUUUUCCCAGCAAAAGAGAGGAGUAACAAAAAGCAGAAAUAGAGUUAAAAUUAAUCACUAACCUUUGAUGAUCUUCAUCAGAUGACACUCAUAGGACUUCAUGUUACACAAUACAUGUAUGUUUUGUUCGGUAAAGUUCAUAUUUAUAUCCAAAAAUCUGAGUUUAGGCGGGACGCUACUGUCUCACUUGGCCAAAAGCCAGAGAAAAUGCAGCGUGCCAAAUUCAAAUAAAUUACUAUAAAAAUCAAACUUUCAUUAAAUCACACAUGAAAGGUACCAAAUUAAAGCUACACUGGUUGUAAAUCCAGCCAACAUGUCAGAAUUCAAAUAGGCUUUUCGGCGAAAGCAAACAAUGCUAUUAUCUGAGGAUAGCACCAUUGUAAACAAAGAGAGAGAAGCAUAUUUCAACCCUGCAGGCGCGACACAAAAAGCAGAAAUAAAAAUAUAGUUCACUUACCUUUGACGAGCUUCUGUUUUUGGCACUCCAAUAUGUCCUAUAAACAUCAUUAUUCGAUUAAUUCCGUCGAUAUAUAUCCAAAAUGUCCAUUUAUUUGGCGCGUUUGAUCCAGAGAAACACCGGUUCCAACCUGUGAAAAGUGACUACAAAAUAUCUCAAAAGUUACCUGUAAACUUUGCCAAAACAUUUCGAACUACUUAUGUAAUACAACUUUAGGUAUUUUUUAAAGUAAAUAAUCAAUAAAAUUGACGAUGGGAUCAAAUCAAAUUUAUUUAUAUAGCCCUUUGUACAUCAGCUCCGUACAAGUGCUGUACAGAAACCCAGCCUAAAACCCCAAACAGCAAGCAAUGCAGGUGUAGAAGCACAGUGGUUAGGAAAAACUCCCUAGAAAGGCCAAAACCUAGGAAGAAACCUAGAGAGGAACCAGGCUAUGAGGGGUGGCCAGUCCUCUUCUGGCUGUGCUGGGUGGAGAUUAUAACAGAACAUGGCCAAGAUGUUCAAAUGUUCAUAAAUGACCAGCAUGGUCAAAUAAUAAUAAUCAUAGUAGUUGUCGAGGGUGCAGCGAGUCAGCACCUCAGGAGUAAAUGUCAAUUGGCUUUCCAUAGCCGAUCAUUAAGAGCAUCUCUACCGCUCCUGCGGUCUCUAAAAUGUUGAAAACAGCAGGUCUGGGACAGGUAGCAUGUCCGGUGAACAGGUCAGGGUUCCAUAGCAGCAGGCAGAACAGUUGAAACUGGAGCAGCAGCACGGCCAGGUGGACUGGGGACAGCAAGGAGUCAUCAUGCCAGGUAGUCCUGAGGCAUUGUCCUAGGGCUUAGGUCCUCCGAGAGAGAGAGAGAGAGAGAAAGAAAGAAAGAGAGAAUUAGAGAGAGCAUACUUAAAUUCACACAGGACACCGGAUAAGACAGGAGAAGUACUCCAGAUAUAACAAACUGACCCUAGCCCCCCGACACAUAAACUACUGCAGCAUAAAUACUGGAGGCUGAGACAGGAGGGGUCAGGAGACACUGUGGCCCCAUCCGAUGAUACCUCGGACAGGGCCAAACAGGAAGGAUAUAACCCCACCCACUUUGCCAAAGCACAGCCCCCACACCACUAGAGGGAUAUCUUCAACCACCAACUUACCAUCCUGAGACAAGGCCGAGUAUAGCCCACAAAGAUCUCCGCCACGGCACAACCCAAGGGGGGGGUGCCAACCCAGACAGGAAGAUCACGUCAGUGACUCAACCCACUCAAGUGACGCACCCCUCCUAGGGACGGCAUGAAAGAGCACCAGUAAGCCAGUGACUCAGCCCCUGUAAUAGGAUUAGAGGCAGAGAAUCCCAAUGGAGAGAGAGGAACCGGCCAGGCAGAGACAGCAAGGGCGGUUCGUUGCUCCAGAGCCUUUCCGUUCACUUUCACACUCCUGGGCCAGACUACACUCAAUCAUAUGACCCACUGAAGAGAUGAGUCUUCAGUAAAGACUUAAAAGUUGAGACCGAGUCUGCGUCUCUCACAUGGGUAGGCAGACCAUUCCAUAAAAAUUGAGCUCUAUAGGACCUGCCUCCAGCUGUUUGCUUAGAAAUUCUAGGGACAAUUAGGAGGCCUGCGUCUUGUGACCGUAGCGUACAUGUAGGUAUGUACGGCAGGACCAAAUCGGAAAAAUGGGUAGAAGCAAGCCCAUGUAAUGCUUUGUAGGUUAGCAGUAAAACCUUGGUAUCAGCCCUUGCCUUAACAGGAAGCCAGUGUAGGGAGGCUAGCACUGGAGUAAUAUGAUCAAAUUUUUUGGUUCUAGUCAGUGCUAAAUACUGCUGCUACAAUCCUAACUAAAGUUUAUUUAGUGCUUUAUCCGGGUAGCCGGAAAGUAGAGCAUUGCAGUAGUCUAACCUAGAAGUAACAAAAGCAUGGAUAAUUUUUUCUGCAUCAUUUUUGGACAGAAAGUUUUUGAUUUUUGCAAUGUUACGUAGAUGGAAAAAAGCUGUCCUUGAAACAGUCUUGAUAUGUUCGUCAAAAGAGAGAUCAGGGUCCAGAGUAACGCCGAGGUCCUUCACAGUUUUAUUUGAGACGACUUUACAACCAUCAAGAUUAAUUGUCAGAUUCAACAGAAGAUCUCUUUGUUUCUUGAGACCUAGAACAAGCAUCUCUAUUUUUUGUCCGAGUUUAAAAGUAGAACGUUUUCAGCCAUCCACUUCCUUAUGUCUGAAACACAGGCUUCUAGCGAGGGCAAUUUUGGGGCUCCACUAUGUUUCAUUGAAAUGUACACCUGUGUGUCAUCCGUAUAGCAGUGAGUUAACAUUAUGUUUUUGAAUGAUAUCCCCAAGAGGUAAAAUAUAUAGUGAAAACAAUAGUGGUCCUAAAACGGAACCUUGAGGAACACCGAAAUUUACAGUUGAUGUGUCAGAGGACAAACCAUUCAGAGACAAACUGAUAUCUUUCCAACAGAUAAGAUCUAAACCAGGCCAGAACUUGUCCGUGUAGACCAAUUUGGGUUUCCAAUCUCUCCAAAAGAAUGUGGUGAUCGAUGGUAUCAAAGGCAGCACUAAGGUCUAGGAGCACGACGGCAGAUGCAGAGCCUCGGUCUGACGCCAUUAAAAGGUCAUUUACCACCUUCACAAGUGCAGUCUCAGUGAAAUGAUGGGGUCUAAAACCAGACUGAAGCAUUUUGUAUACAUUGUUUGUCUUCAGGAAGACAGCUUAUUCAAAAAAGAUUGAGAGGAAUGGAAGAUUCAAUAUAGGCCGAUAGUUUUUUAUAUUUUCUGGGUCAAGGUUUGGCUUUUUCAAGAGAGGCUUUAUUACUGCCACUUUUAGUGAGUUUGGUACACAUCCGGUGGAUAGAGAGCCGUUUAUUAUGUUCAACAUAGGAGGGCCAAGCACAGGAAGCAGCUCUUUCAGUAGUUUAGUUGGAAUAGGGUCCAGUAUGCAGCUUGAAGGUUUAGAGGCCAUGAUUAUUUUCCUCAUUGUGUCAAGAGAUUUAGUACUAAAACACUUGAGUGUCUCUCUUGAUCCCAGGUCCUGGCAGAGUUGUACAGACUCAGGACAGCUGAGCUUUGGAGUAAAACGCAGAUUUAAAGAGGAGUCCGUAAUUUGCUUUCUAAUGAUCAUGAUCUUUUCCUCAAAGAAGUUCAUGAAUUUUGUACUGCUGAAGUGAAAGCCAUCCUCACUUCGGGAAUGCUGCUUUUUAGUUAGCUUUGCGACAGUAUCAAAUUUCGGAUUGUUCUUAUUUUCCUCAAUUAAGUUGGAAAAAUAGGAUGAUCGAGCAGCAGUGAUGAUCUGUGUUCAAUACAGGAUUAAAACAAACUGUAGCUAGUUUUCUGGUCAUGCGCCUCUAACAAACAGUACACUUCAAGUGACUCACGGUCAAAAUGGCCGUACUUCUUCAUUACACAAAGGAAAAACCCUCAACCAAUUUCUAAAGACUGUUGACAUCCAGUGGAAGCGUUAGGAACUGCAAGAAGGUCCCUUAGAAUUCUGGAUUCCCAAUGAAAACUCGUUGAAAGAGUGACCUCAAAAAAAUCUUAAUGGUUUGUCCUCUGGGUUUCGCCUGCUAAAUAAGUUCUGUUAUACUCACAGACAUGAUUCAAACAGUUUUAGAAACUUCAGAGUGUUUUCUAUCCAAAUCUACUAAUAAUAUGCAUAUCUUAUCUUCUGGGGAUGAGUAGCUGGCAGUUGAAUUUGGGUAUGCUUUUCAUCCAAAUGUGAAAAUGCUGCCCCCUAUCCUAGAGAGGUUAAACCUCUUUUAAAUAUAUAUUUGACCUUCUAACACUUUAUUUAGACAGCCAAAAACACAGGGGACGACAGGAAAUGGUUAGGGUGGACACAGGAAUUGAAAACCGGUCUCCAGGGGGGAGUAGAGUACAUGCAACUGGCUGCGAGUGUUAACGCUAUACAACAGGUUAUUAUUCUGUGACACUUGAAAUUAAUUUUUAAUAUUCUCAUAUGGAAAAUGUACUAAAGAGUUAUGGCAUGUGGAUCAUAUCCUCCUGAAAUCCAUUCAGUUUCAAUCUGCAUAAGUCAAUACUUUCUAAACUAAACUUCCAUUAUCUCAAUUCCACCAAGACACACACCUCUCGGGAACAUUUGAUGUGCAUAUUGAUGUCAUUUCACCAGACUGCACAUGUAUCUGCUUAAUGUUUUUCUGCUUAACAGUUUCUCUGGGUGAUGUUUGACUUGUGCUUCCCGUGACUGUGUUUUUAUAUGUGUAUAUUUAUAUUGUAUUAUUCAGGGCACAUUUGAAGAAGAGACCUAGGUCUCUAUGUCUUCCCAGGUCAAAUAAAGGUCAAUACAUCACUAAUAAUAAUGACCUGAUUUAGAAAGUAGAGGCCAGUAGAGGCCAGACAUAAGGGAAGGCUGUUGUCUGUAUUAACCAGUGAUCUACUAUAAUGCAGGGUAAAAAAAUAAAAUAAGGACAAGAUGA
Messenger RNA from Salvelinus fontinalis (brook trout), 7088 nucleotides. RefSeq names its product zinc finger protein OZF-like. The transcript is spliced from 4 exons. Gene Ontology annotation, molecular function: DNA-binding transcription repressor activity, RNA polymerase II-specific. The record is from RefSeq and is a predicted model, not a curated record. NCBI's taxonomy places the organism in Eukaryota, Metazoa, Chordata, Actinopteri, Salmoniformes, Salmonidae. The coding region runs from base 412 to 1977 and encodes 521 amino acids. Gene Ontology annotation, biological process: negative regulation of transcription by RNA polymerase II.